CUUCGAUCUGUGCAGUCGUACUGAUUGUUAAAAUAUUAUUUAAAAAAAUAAAUACACAACGAGCUUUUAUUCUUAAAAUUAAUCACAAUGGCCUACAAAUGGGUGCAAUCCUCGGCCUACAGUUCCAUUCCCCCGGAGGCAGUGGUGGGCGGGAAUGAUGAGGACGGCGCCAUGAUCUACGUGGGAAGGGCGGAGCACGAGGGCGACAUGCUCGUCUGCAAGGUGGUGCCCACCAAACAGCUCGGAUUCAUCUCCCAGCGCGGCGAGGCUCUUCCCAAGGACAUCUUCGAGGUCCUGUGCGGUCAGAAUCUGGCCUGGAUCAAGUGCUACGACCAUGUGAUACCCGAGAAUGCGGUACUCUGCGGACGCACCUCCCUCGACCAGCCGGUCUACAUCGGCCGGGGGCACUACGAGGGGCAUCUGAUCAUCGGAAAGAUCUCCUCCGUGCAUCGAUGUCUCUUCAUUGCGUACCGUGGAGCGGAAAGACGUUUGGAUUCCUAUGAGAUUCUGGUGGAGGAGCGACGUGUGGUGGCCGGAUGGAGUCUGCCUCCUCCGCCACCGCUAGAGGAGCCUGAAAAGUGUCCACUCACCCCACCGCCACCUCCCUCGCCACCGGCACCGGCUCCUCCAGUGGCCCUCAAGCCAUAUCCUUACCCAGACCUGGCUGCAAUGCCAUUUCCAGUGACGGACAGACCUCCGGCUUACACUCCUACACCGGAUCCCAUGCCGCCGGCCGGAGGAGUUCUGGUAAUGCCACGCCCGCAGCCCACACCACCCGUGGGAGGAGUUCUGGUGAUGCCGCCGCCACCGCCCAAACCUCUACCGACUCCGCCGCCUCCACCCCCGCCAGUAGCUGUCACUCCGGCGACGGUGUCUGUGGCCCCUUCAUUUUCAGCUGUUCCUGCAUCAGUGAGUGCCGUUGCCGUGCCCGUGGCAGGAGCUUCCUACACCCCUGCUGCCACCUAUAAUCCCUAUGAUGAUGGCUGCUCUGGCUACACCCCGGCGGAAUAUGCCGGAUCCUCGGGCUACGAGGUCUACGGCUAUGGAAACAACUACGAUGUUUGGGUUUCGGCAGAGCCGGGCUACGGUUUUCCCCAGGAUGCCGUAGUCGGAGGCCACGACACCAACAUGGCCCAGCUCCUGGUCUGUCGCGGUUACUACCGGGGUGUCCAUGUUCCGGGCAAGGCGAUUCCCAGCAUGGGUUGCGCCUUCAUAGCCCAUGGAGGACGUGAGAUUAUGGAGUCCUCCUACCAAGUCCUCGUGGGACAAGGAAAAUACCAUUGGGUUCCUGGAUAUUCCGGAAGUAUUCCUCAAGGAGCUGUAGUGGCCGGCAGAUCCCCCCUAGGAGAGCCUUUGUACAUUGGCCGGGGACACUACCGGGGCAGCUUGACCCCCGGAGUGGUAGAGCCCUCGAACCGAUGCCUGCAGAUUCCAUUCCACGGCAACGAGAUCCGGCUGAGUAGCUACGAGGUUUUGGUCCGGAGUGACAUGUUUCACAGGCAGCAGGCCAUUAGUUUGGUUUAUUAAAGAUGAAGGAUUAAGGGAUGUAGGUAAGAGCUGUAUACGAAAGCCUACAAGGAAUAAUCCUAAUAUAAUCCUGAAAACUCUGAAAAAAACACAACAUGUACCUCCAAGCACUGAAAGUCAUCAUGUAUUCCAAAAUUUGUAUAUUUAAGGAUAUUAUUUAACCAAAGAAACUAUUUAUGAGCAGCUACCUCUUUAAAAAACCCAAGUUUAUGAAAUAUAUAAUGCUUAUUUAUGAAAAAAUAUUUAAACCAAAAACCUGUCCAUUUUUUAGCACCAAUUAUAUUUAAGCACAUUUUCAAGUAUUCUAUUAAUUAAUAAAGUUUACUUAAAAAUUGUAUAAUAUUAUUUUAUAAACGAGUCUAAUGAGUUUUCUACGCACUAAUUAUAAUUAUACACCUUCGUUUUCUUAAAAAUUAUACUUCAUUUUAAUGAUACACCUGUUGUAUAAUAUGUGGGUUGACUAAUAAAUGACUUGCAUAAAGUAA
Drosophila bipectinata is the source of this 2012-nucleotide messenger RNA. RefSeq lists its product as uncharacterized. NCBI's taxonomy places the organism in Eukaryota, Metazoa, Arthropoda, Insecta, Diptera, Drosophilidae. The record is from RefSeq and is a predicted model, not a curated record.